Molecule: messenger RNA, 5073 nt
Organism: Toxotes jaculatrix (banded archerfish)
Lineage: Eukaryota; Metazoa; Chordata; Actinopteri; Toxotidae
Gene: adam17b
Product: ADAM metallopeptidase domain 17b
Exons: 18
Coding region: 222-2765 (847 amino acids)
Biological process (GO): Notch signaling pathway; membrane protein ectodomain proteolysis
Cellular component (GO): plasma membrane
Molecular function (GO): metalloendopeptidase activity
Source: RefSeq, a predicted model, not a curated record
UUCGCGGAGUGGAGGCGUUUUUUCCGCUUGUUUCCAAACACAGUGAGGAGCUCACCGGGACCGGAAUCCGUCCGGUUUAUUAGGAAAAGUGUUUUUUUAACGCGGAGGUUUGAUCCGAGCUGUCGCCGACGUCUUAAAUCUGAUGUUCGGACACUUUAAUGUGAAAGAAGCAGCGGCGGCCGUUUCCGUUCAGCCCCGUCCAUCAGUCAGAGCCGUCCAACAUGGGACGGGAGCUCUCGGUUUUCACGCUUCUGUCCGUUUUUAGCGUUUUCACGGAGGCCGCCUCCUCCCCGCCCGCCUCGGAGCCGCGGGAGUACGACUCCCUCCGCUCGAUGCUGGACGACUUCGACGUGCUGCCCCUGUCCAGCCUGCAGACUCACUCCAUCCGCCGCAGAGACGCGCAGACUCACACCCACGUGGAGAAGAGGCUGAGCUUCGACGCCCUGCACAGGCGGUUCACACUGUACCUGAGGACCAACGACGAGCUGUUCACAGCCGAUUUCAGAGCUGUGGUCGUGGACGAGGACGGUCGAGAGCGGAGCGUCACGGUCAACAGACACAACUACUUCACCGGACACGUCAUCGGGGAGGAAAACUCUCGGGUUCAGGCUCAUAUCGACGACCACGAGUUCUCAGCUCACAUCCUGACCGACGAGGCAGAGUACAACAUCGAGCCUCUGUGGAGGUUCACCUCGGCGCCUCCAGAUGGUCGUCUGCUCAUCUACCGCUCAGAGGACAUCAGGAACCUCAGCCGUCUGCACCAGCCUUCGGUCUGUGGCUACGUGACCUCCGACCCCAGCCACCUCCUCCCUGACAGCAUUAGACCGGACACGUUGGAGGACCAGGAGGAGGACGCGUCUGUGUUCAGAGCCAAACGUCAGGUCCACGACCACAGGAAGAACACCUGUCCUCUGCUGCUGGUGGCCGACCAUCGCUUCUUCAAACACAUGGGCCGAGAGGAGGAGAGCACCACCCUCAACUACCUGAUCGAGCUGAUCGAUCGAGUGGACGACAUCUACAGAAACACGUCGUGGGACGAGGAGUUCACAGGUUACGGUGUUCAGAUCCAGCAGAUCAUCAUAGAGAAGAGACCGACCCCUGUGGCUCCGGGAGAGAGUCACUUCAACAUGAGAGGAAGUCCAGUGAAGGACAGAGACGUGUGGGACGUAAAGAAGCUGCUGGAGCAGUUCAGCGUGGACAUCGCAGAGAAAGCCUCCAACGUCUGCCUGGCUCACCUCUUCACCUAUCAGGACUUUGAUGAAGGCACUCUGGGUCUGGCCUACGUCGCCCCGUCCAAACCCGACAUCCCCGGAGGUCUUUGCUCCAAAGCGUGUCCUUCAUCUACAAACGAGCAAAAAACGAUUUACCUCAACACGGGUCUGACCAGCACUAAGAACUAUGGGAAGACCAUCCUGACUAAGGAAGCAGACCUGGUGACGACUCACGAGCUCGGCCAUAACUUCGGAGCGGAGCACGACCCCGACAACAUGCCAUUCUGCGCCCCCAGAGAGGACCAGGGGGGCAAAUACGUCAUGUACCCCAUCGCUGUGAGCGGAGACCACGUCAACAACAAGCUCUUCUCCAUCUGCAGCAAACGCUCCAUCGUGAAGCGUCUGAGGUCGAAGGCUCCGUCCUGCUUCAAGGAGAGGAACAUCAACGUGUGCGGGAACUCUCGGGUGGAGCAGGGGGAGGAGUGUGAUCCUGGACUGCUGCACAUCAACUCAGACCACUGCUGCACCGCCGACUGCAGGCUGAGGCCCGGAGCCCAGUGCAGUGACAGGAACAGCGCCUGCUGUAAAAACUGCAGGUUCGAGUCCGCAGGUGAAGUCUGUCAGGAGCCCAUCAACGCCACCUGUAAAGGACACUCCUACUGCACAGGAAACAGCAGCGAGUGUCCUCCUCCAGAGAACGCUCCAGAUAAAACGGUGUGUCUGGACAGGGGGGAGUGUCUGAGUGGAGAGUGCGUCCCUUUCUGUCAGGCCGCGUUGAAGCUGCAGCCCUGCGCCUGCAACGAAACCAACUCGUCGUGUAAGGUCUGCUGUCGGAGCAGCAGUGGCGUCUGCGCCCCCUACCAGGACAAGACCGGCAGCUUCCUGUCCCUGCGUAAAGGCAAACCGUGCACCGUGGGAUUCUGUGACGGAGCGGGGAAGUGUAUGAAGCAGGUUCAGGACGUGGUGGAGCGUCUGUGGGACUUCAUCGAUAAACUGGACAUCAACACGUUCGGGAAGUUUCUGGCGGACAACAUCGUGGGCUCAGUGGUGGCUUUCUCCCUGGUCUUCUGGGUCCCGUUCAGCAUCCUGGUCCACUGCGUGGACAAGAAGCUGGAUAAACAAUAUGAACAGACCACCAAGUCUCUGUUCUUCCCCAGUAAUGCCGAGCUCCUGAGCAGCCUGGAGUCUGCGUCUGUUCGGAUCUUCAAACCUCCGAACUUCCCCGCCACGGCUGCCGCCCCCCUCCGUUUCCAACAGUGUGGCCCCCAACAGACCAGCACCCCUCCGGUCUCCAGCGCUGAUCUGGCUCCUGGUCCCGGUCACGUCCCCCCUGCUCUGGACAGCCCCCGCAUGGCCACCAUCCAGGAGGACCCCAGUCUAGACUCCCACCUGGAUGAGGAGGCUCUGGAGGAGGCGUUCGGGCGUCCGGGGGGGUCGGCUCAGCGCUCCUUCGAGGAUCUGACGGAGAAAUGCGUGACGAGUCGCAGCGAGAAGGCGAAGCUGUUCCGACUGCAGAGACAACAUCAGAUCGACACCAAGGAGACGCAGUGCUGAGGGGCAGGUGGACUUCCUGUCAGACAUCAGGUGGACUUCCUGUCAGACAUCAGGUGGUUUGUCCUGUUCCGGUCCUCGUUUACAGUUUUACAGCUUUUUGAACUGGCUCUGCUGCACUGUGGUCUGAUCUCACAGGUGUGACGGUGUCAUGUCUUCCAGGCGUGUCCUGUGUGGUCAUACCUCGGUUUCAGAACGCCACCCGUUCACUUCAGGAUCCGUCCUCAUCAUGUCUCUUAAAUUACAGGGUAGAUAAAAUGUUUGCGUCCGUUGUAUCGUGGAAGCCCAAACCGUGUCGUCUUCCUGAAGCUGCUGGAUGUUAAACCUUUUCUGGUACUGAUCAGACGCGUCCUGACCUUCACACUGUCGGACGCUUCGGUCGACUUUCAUCAGGUAACGAAAUUCGGUGCUUUGAAGUCCGCAGGUGGGACGGUCCAAUGCUCGAAAACAGCUGUUGUCUGUGGUUCAGACGUUCAUGGUCCCCUCAGGAUGAACUGUAGUGACUCUGCUGAUCCUCUGACUUCUCCUUUAGCGCCACCAUCAGGUCACAUUUUAAUCUGUCCAGUACUGUUUGAGUCGACACCAGCGUUGGAUCAGCUGCUACAGGUGAAGAGUAGCACACAGGUUCACAGGUGUGGAGACUCUCAGUGAGUUAAUGACAUCCUGGCUCUGCCCUGUUUAACUUCUCUGUUUCAUUCCUGUAUUUUCUGUUUUAUUCACGAUUCUUUUUUCACCGUGUUGUAUUUGUAUAGUUUUAAAUUCUGAACCCUUCGGGCCUCCGUAUCUUAGAGUCAAGAACAUGAUAAAGAAGAUGCAUCAGAUUGGCCGACAGCAUCAUGUGAACGUUAGACAAACCAAACGUUAAACCUUCGGGUGUUUUUAUUUUACAGUGAUGGACGGUUAUUAAAAGCUUUGGAAAUAAUACGGAGCUGCAAACAUCUGUGGCUUCAUCACAUCUGCAACACAAGUGCCAAAGAUCUGAGGCGUCAGCUUCAACAUCACAGUCCAGUGUAAAUAUUAACGGUAACGGUAACGGUAGGAGGCCGUGGCUGUGAAAGGCCUAACGACGCACAGGCAGCCAAAUCCUCACCAAUGUUAUUUAUGUAUGUGUCACAGAGGUCAGAGGUCACACACACACACACACGGUUUUAAGACUCAAAGUUUUUCCGUUUUACGAGUCAGUGUCUCUCUGGGAAUUGAACCCCUGACUCUGACAUUGUUAGUGCCUUGCUCAAGCCACUGAGCUACAUAAGACUUUGUAUGUAUAUUUACACAUUUAUGAAACAUGCAAACGUUUGUGCUGCAGGAACGAUUCAUAUCUCACUGUGAGCCCACUGAUCAGCUGACUGACAGAAGAUUGAUCCAUUAUUUAAAUCAAAUUUCAAACAGUAACUGAUGAAAAUGUGACAGUUGCAGGUUCUUUGUUUUCCAUUAUAGUGAAGUGAAUAUUAUCUUAAAGCGACAUGUGAUGGUUUGUUUGACAGUUUUUAAUGUUUUAUAAACUAAACGGUUAAUCAAAGAAUAACUGGCAUAUUAAUCAGUGGCAGAAUCCAGAUGUACCUGCAGCUGUUACAGACAGAAUCAUAAAAACAUAAAACACCCUGUUACAUAUUUCAUCAAGUUUUACUUUUAAAGUGAAAACUGUGAUGAAAUCACUGAGAUCUGUGUCGUUCUGAACACUUCAUCUGGUUUUUCUUGGUGUGAAUGAGCUUCUGAGGGUUUAAGUUUUCGUUUGUAGAAAAUAGAAACAUGAGAUUUUUCUUCUUUUUGUGGGGGAUGAACAGAAACCGCACUGACACAAAAACCAAAGUUAAAGCAAACUUCAGUCAGUGUUUCAGCUCGCGUCACUGGGAGAAGGCUCAGGCUGUUUAGGUUAGUUUCUGUUUAGUCAGAUUUUUGUGCUCGAGUCUCGUGUUCAGACGUCUUUGUUUUUUAAAGCGUGCCUUCUCUUCCUGUGGUAUUCAGACGCACUGGUCAGUAUUUUUCAGAGUGUGUGUUGAGUCGUGGGCUCUGUGAUGUUUCUGUGUAGUUCGAUGCCGACGAUCGCUCGUAUGGAUCCGUGUAAAGGUCUGACUGUGACGUCUGUAACGUCACUGUGCUGUUUCAAAAUAAAACGUUUUACUGUGUUUAAAUCUCAACGAGCAGAAAUGAUUCUUACGAAGUUUUAUGGUUGACAGGAACAUUUUAAAGCUUUUCAGAGCUGAAACAGGUGAUCGAGUCGUUUCUGAAGCACAUUUGUCUGCAGUUUCUCUGACGUGAUGAUUUUCUGCUUCUGUGUUUUAUUUCACAUUAAACUGAACAUUUUGUGGGU